Messenger RNA from Synchiropus splendidus (mandarinfish), 1549 nucleotides. Its product is annotated as CBY1-interacting BAR domain-containing protein 2-like. Gene Ontology annotation, biological process: cilium assembly. The transcript has 9 exons. The record is from RefSeq and is a predicted model, not a curated record. Gene Ontology annotation, cellular component: ciliary basal body; ciliary transition zone. Lineage: Eukaryota; Metazoa; Chordata; Actinopteri; Syngnathiformes; Callionymidae. The coding region runs from base 110 to 1072 and encodes 320 amino acids.
GUCAAUUGCGCCAGACGCGUUCUCGCUGUGUUGUCGCUGUCAUGGCAACAGUGCGGUUGCCUGGUGUUCAGAAGGCAAACACCCAGUCCAGGAGCGCGGAGGAGACGGGAUGAACACGCACCUGUCCAGAGACGGUCAGGUGAAGAACCUGGAGCAGACGGUCAAACACACCGAGAAGCAUCUGGGUGAGCUCUGCAGCCUGCUGGCCUCCUACACCAGGAAGACGGCCAAGCUCAGGGACAAGGGAGACCGGCUGGUGGCUCAGAUCUUUGACUUCGCCAAACAGGAGGACCCGGAGCUCCAGCUGGGCCUGAGGAACCUGGCUGAGGACCUGGCCAUGGUGCAGGACUACCGGCAGGCCGAGGUGGAGAGACUGGAAAGCAGAGUGGUCGCGCCUCUCAAGACUUACGGAGACAUCGUGAAGAACAAGAAGGCCGAGCUGAAGAAGUUCAACACUGACCUCAGCAAAGAAGUCAAAGAACUUCAGAAACUGGAGAAGCUGCGACUGCAGAACCCCUCGGACCGCCGGACCAUCUCUCAGGCGGAGGUCAGCGCUCAGAAGGCCUCCAACAACGCCCAGCUCAGCUCCAGACAGCUGCAGGAGGCCGUGCUGGACUUCCAGAGACAGAAGGUGCAGGAUGUCACGCGUGUGUUCACAGACUUCAUCACAGUGGAGAUGCUCUUCCACGCCAAAGCCCUGGAGGUCUACACACACGCGUACCACGACCUGCUGGAGGUCAACACCCAGAGGAGCUUGGAGCUCUUCAGUAGCAGACUACAACUGUUCACCCCUGCAGAUGGACCUCAGGACGCGUCACAGGACUCUCCAUCCAGGUCCGCUCCGGCCUCCACCCAACACAGAACCCACAGACGACACGCCCACAAUCCGGGCAGGACGUCCCGCAACACGCUGCAGCGACAGAGAGGCCUGGAGGAGGAGGAGGAUGAAGAGGAGGAAGUGGAUGAAGAGCAGGACGAGGUGUAUGAAUCAGAGGAGGAGGAAGCACAAGAAACUGGCCGGGAAUCUUACGCCUCACAAUAUGUCAAAAUGAAAAGGUCUUAUAGAAAUUAACUGACGGCAGUCUGUCUGUCUGAUGUGUCAAGCUGUGAUUGGUAGAUGAGGCAUCAUGAAACAGCAUUGCCGGGUGGAUGAAACAGUGUCCUCAUUUUCAGAGCAUACUAUAUGGAGCUCUUGGUUUAGAAAUGAUGUGAGGUUCCAUUGAAUUGGUUGGUCAAGUCCAAGCAUUUCCAGCAGACAGUGCCACCUGGUGGCAUUUGAAAACCAGGACACUGUUUUAUGAAACCUCAUCAACUCUUUGAUACUGUGUCAUGAAACGUCGUCAAACCAUCACCAGUUUUACUUCAAGAAAUGAAUGUCUAUUAUUAUUAUUCGUAUUAGUAGUACAAGUUGUAGCACGCAAGCAGCAAGUAGAUGGCAAAGUCUCAUGAAACUUUCAUGUUUAACGCAGAUCAUUUUCGAUGUUUUGAGCUUCAGAACGAUCAUCUUUUACUGUUGUGAUGAUCUUGUCAUGGAAUCGUGAAUAAAGGU